AUGUCUAGUGGUGAAAUAGAUACGACUGCAUUAAUUAUUUCUAUAUGUGUAAUUGUACCAGCAGCGAUUGCUAUUAGCGUUUGUGCGAUUAUCUAUUUUGCACAUCGAAACAGAGAUCGAAAAUUACAUCGUCAAACAAAUAGAUCAUCAUCAUUAUCAUCAUCAUAUGACUAUGAACAAUCACGUGAACGACUACCUCAAAAUAGUUAUAUAAUUGAUUUUACAAGUGUCAAUCGUUCUCAACAACAACAACAACAACGUCGUCCACGUGCACCACCACCUGUAUUUGAACAAUCACCACCAUCAUAUGACAUAUCAAUUAAUCAAACACGACGACAACCUAUACCAUUAUUUUCACCUAUUCGUACAAUACCAUCAAGAACAAUUGUUCAUCGAUCUUCACCAAUUAUAACUCCAUCUAUAUAUUCAGCAAUGCCACCAUCUUAUGCUGAAAUAUUUUUAAAACCACAUACAUUACUAAAUGGAUGA
This is a messenger RNA of Rotaria sordida, 489 nucleotides long. Lineage: Eukaryota; Metazoa; Rotifera; Eurotatoria; Philodinida; Philodinidae. The record is from the annotation of a GenBank genome assembly.